This is a messenger RNA of Astrephomene gubernaculifera, 2662 nucleotides long. The record is from the annotation of a GenBank genome assembly. NCBI's taxonomy places the organism in Eukaryota, Viridiplantae, Chlorophyta, Chlorophyceae, Chlamydomonadales, Astrephomenaceae.
GGAUAGGAUGGUGCAGUAUAUUCUUAUAUAUGCUUACGAUCCUGCAAAGCUGUCAUCUUGCAAGCAAACAGCCUGAAGUUCAUACUGAACUAACGUGGCAGGAAGGUACUUUGUCUUGCCUUCUUCAAUACUUACAAAGAAUAUAACGUCCGGGGUCGGGAACUCAGGGCAAGCCCCCCAAAAUAGGGAUGGCAUCAGGAGCGUUAUCGACCGAGGAUUUAGCGAAGCAGCCCACUUUCGCAUUGGACGACUUGGACUCAAACAUAUUGGUGACGGUGCUUAAGUUUCUGAGUCCCCAAGAGGUGGCUGCCGCAAGUCUCGUAUGCAAGCUUCUCCGCCACGCUGCUCAGGCUUGUGUGUUAUGGCAGCACUUGUACGACACCGCGCUUUGCCACAGCGUCAAGGAGCGGCUGCUGCCGCCACCGGCCCAGAUUACAGACUGGCGUGGCGCCGUGAUUCGUGGUCUGAUGCUGACGAAGAUCGAGUACGGCGUUUGGGAGCGGCUACAGCCCGAGGCGGAACCAGGGUCGCGCCCAUGUCCCCGAGAGGGCCACGCAGCUGCCAGUUGGGGCGCUGACUCCAUGAUCCUCUUCGGCGGUUGGGGAUCCGGAAUCCGCAACGACCUCUUCAUCCUGGAUCGAGUGUACGACGGAAGGGAGGCACCCCGACCCGCCACCCAUAAUAGUACCGGUGCUGGUGCUCCUGCUACUGCUACUGCUCGCCCCGCUGCUGCUGCUACCGGUGCUGCUGGCGCUUCCACUUCUACCUCCUCAGUUACGCCUGCUGGCAGGGGAAGAGGAUGCGGCGGCACGGGAAGAGGAGGUGCUCGUGCUGCUGCCGGCAGUAGUAACGGUACCGGGGCUAAUGCCUCCGCCGCUGCUGCUACGGAUGCAGCUCCCGUCGCCCCCUGGUUGACCGGCAGCGAGAGGCGGAGGUGCGGCUGGCGCUGGCGGGUUCCCCAGGUGGCCGGACGCAAGCCUGCAAUACGGUACGGCCACUCCGCAACUCGGUGCGGGCGCAACGGGGAGCUGCUGGCGGUGUACGGCGGCAUGCAGGCUGGCGGCUACUGCGGGGAAAUACACAGCCUGGCGGUGCUGCGGCCGUACACAGGGGGAGGAGGCGGCGGGGAGAGGGAGGCUGGUGCUGCCGGAGGUGCUGCGGCAGCAGCGGAAGGUGGCAGCGCCUCCUCCUCCUCCGCCGCCGCCCCACCCAGUUACGAGUACGAGUGGUUCCACCCCGCCCUCAGCGGCCCUGACCCCGGAGCGAGGGGCUACCAUGCUGCGUGCGCGUCCGAGGAUGGAACCAAGCUCUUCGUAUUCGGCGGCAUUGCUCGACGCGACAGCAUAACGCACCUAUCAGUCAUCGACGUCACAACAUGGACCGUGGAGACACCCGCCACCACCGGCACUCCGCCCACACCACGAUUCGGUUGCUCGUUGGCAGUGUACGGCAAUCGGUUGUGGGUGGUUGGCGGCGGCAAUGGCAGCGAUCUGGCUCGCUCGGGUCACGACCUCACGGAUUGCUACUGCUUGGACUUGGGGACGUGGGAGUGGAGCCGGCUGGAGACCACCAACCGCCCGCACAGUGAGGGGGCGCUGGGUCGCUGCCAUGCCUCCGCCCGGGUGGGCUCCAAGCUGCUCCUCUUUGGCGGCUCCCUGGACCUAGGCAAUGACGUCACCUGGCUGGACCUGAAAAACCGCACCUGGGGCCGACCCAUGGGUCUGCUGGGGCUACCGCCCGGGAAGCGCAUGAGCGCGGUGGCUGCGCUCAGCGGCAGCGACUUGCUGGUGUACGGCGGUUGGAUCUACUCGGCUGGGGAGGUUGGCGACCUAAGUCGGCUGCGACUGCUGCCCCAGGAUGAAGCGGAGCUCGCCCGAGCCAAGCAGGUAGCGGCAGCGGCCACUGCCCUGGCUGCGGCUGCGGCGGCCGGCAACGCCAGCGGCAGCAGCAGCGGCGGUGCCGGCGGCUCGUCAAGCCAGGCUGCUGCGGCACCUGAGGCCGCAGCAGCAGCAGCUGCUGCUGCUGCUGCUGCGGGGCUGGGCCAGCUAGGCCGGCAGGGCGGGUGGGCAGCGGCCGUUCCGGAUGCGGCGGAGCAGCUGACUGAGCUCCUGAGCGCCAAGAUUGCAAGAUACUACACUCUCAUGCGGGCGGCCCAGGAGCGCGAGGACGCGGGGAGCCACGUGCCGCUGUCGCUGGUGCGGGAGAUGCAUGAUACCAUGAUGACCAUCCGGCUGCUGCGGGAGCAUGCGGAGGAUGCGGGGGAGCGGGAAGAAGAGGAGGAGGAGGAAGAGGAGGAGGAGGAAGGGGAGAGGGAUUACGAUAGUGAGGAGACGGGAGAGGAGGAAACGGAUGAGGAAGCGGAGGAUGCUGGGCGGCGAGGACAGGUUGAUGCGGCGUAGAGGUGGGGCAGUUGGACGGCGAUGCGGCGGAUCCGGUGGCAGUUUGAAUGGGCAUGACGACACACUGGGCGGCAAUUGGAAGCGCCCUGAAGCACGCCCUCAUGCGACGAUUCGGGUAAAAGACAUUAUGGCUGCAUGUGCUACAGGCAGAUGUUAGUAUAUGGGGUUGAAGUGCAGUCGGCAUACGGCGGCCUUCAGCAGUGGCUUCCGUCAUGUUGAAUAAAACAAUUGAAUAAUACAUAAGGAGGCAAUUCGGCGAUGCG